AUGAGGAACAGCCAGCCAGCCAGUCUGCCACAUUUUUUACUAACAGCGACAGAAAAUAGGACAGUCUCCACUACAUACACCAAAAUGCUUCCAUCUUUACCUACAGUUAGUCAAAAAGGGGCGUCUCCAAGAGGAGAUGUUGUCCCUAGCAUUCUGGGCGUGCCUGGAAUGCCCCAGAAUCCACUUUUGGCCCAAAACCAACCGGCUAGAGAAAGAGCACUUUCACAAGUUAAUGUAGCAGCCCAGGGUUUAAAUGUGUUGUAUAGUCAACUCAAACUUCAGUGGGAUCGUUUAAAGGGGUCAGUGGAGACACUCCUUAACGAUCUUGGAUUUGUUCUACCAAGGUAUUUCGAAGUAACUGGUCAACGUGAAAAGGCAUCGAGUAUACCAUCUGUCGAAGAUGUCAUCAAGUCAUUUCAACUUUACGGAAAUACUUUAAACUUGGUUGGACGACCGUUACAACAGUUUGUAACAUUAUUAAAUUCGUCAAAAUCUAUUUUGCCGCAUGUAAAGCAAAUCAAAGAUGUCGAAAUCCAGUUCAACUUUAAAAAACCUCUGACUGACAGCUUAAAACAUAUUGAGGAUUUUGCAGAAGGUAAAAAGGCACAUGAUAAAACUCACCCAGAAGUUUUAAACCUGACCAAGGAUUUAAAGUCAGUGAGAACCAUAUACCUACCCCUAAUCAGCACGCUGCCGUUUCUGUUUGAUAAUAUCAAGAUGCUACAAGAAAAUCUGCAGAUUGAGUUGUCGUCUAUGGGGAGAAGGAACGUUCAAGGUGAUGAUUUACUCAGUGUCCCGAUAAUGCUACAGGCUGGAGCAGCAAUACCAGUACCGGUACCAAAUAACUUGAUCGAAAUUGAUGCACAAGUCAUGAGCAUGUAUCGGCAGCACAUUAUAGCGUUGGAACAGAAUUAUCGAUUGUUACUACAGGAAAACCAACAUCUGACGACAACAAUGCUGAUGGAUAAGUUUCAAAUUCCACACAACCUUAACAGUUAUGCCGAUAGAGGACUACUUGUUGACGAUGUCGGACACGGCACCGCUUUGGAGAAAAUGCUUCGAAUCUUUGAUCAAAAGAUUUCAAUGUGCAUACUGAAAGAUGUAACUCGAAUCAAUUUCACAACUUCCAUAUUCUCAGCUGGAAUAUUCGACAGUAAAGGUGGCAACCUAACUAUUGCCGAUGCUGGAGUUAAUCUAUUCAUUCCACCAGGAGCAAUUCCACCUAGAACCAACAAAGAAAUUUAUAUCUACUUAGAUCAAAACACACACUUGAAGCUUGAAAAGAAAAAUGAGACACGAAUCUCCCCCAUUGUUCAUUGUGGGCCACCGGGAACAUCGUUUAAGGUGCCAUUCGUUCUCUCGUUUCCACAUUGUGCUGAGGAUGAAGAGCAAUGGACAUUUUCAGGGAUGAUAAAAAAUUCCAGCGACCCGGGUGACCACUGGCAGAAUAUUAGUGAUGAUUGUGAUGGAAUAUGCUUAGUACAAGGAGGUCACUGUUUCAUUAUGGUCGAUCAUUUUACUAAAUUUGCAUUAAAAGGAGCCACGCGGGGCCAAGAGGUUUCUAAACUCAUACAUUUUUGUACAUUCGGCAAGAGUUACGACAGAAGUAACUCAUAUUGUUUUAACGUUCGUGCCUGGAAUCCUCAUGAUAAAGCUGUUGUACUGGAAGAACAGCGCAAACUUCAUGAAGCGUGUUUAGAUUCGAUUAAAACAUUGAGCGUACAAAACACUGGUAAAGACGUAAAAGUGUACUUGAAAAACCUGAAAGAAGGAUGGAUAUCGGAAUAUGAAAAGGAAAUGAAAAUAAGUUAUGAAGAAUUAUGGAGCGAACCAGAAGAUGGUAGCACACCACCAUCUUGUCGAUUUCGUCUCAAAACCAAAGAUUCUCAACAGAGUGAUUCUGUGUACUGUAGAGUGAAAAGCAAACAAGACGGUCGAAAAAAAGAAAUAGCUCUCGAAGUAAGACCCGAUACUUCGACAACACAACAGAAUAUGGACACGAUGGCAAUGGAAAGUAUACACCCAAUAGGAAUUGAAGUUGACUUAUUAGCAUGCAGAAGAAUAUAUGGUCCAAUGGAUAGUUACGAUCUCCCUGAGGACGUCUGCUACAAACUUUGCAUAGAACUUGACAGCAAAGAAGCUAAUCUUCGUGACUGGAGGGGUUUAGCUGAACAGCUCCAUUUGGAUAGCAGAGUAAUUGAAAACAUUGACAGAACUAUGAAAUGUCCAACCAGCUGUCUGUUAAAUAUUCUCAGUAUCAUUUCAGCCCCUGGAGAGUUUUGCAAGAACCUCGGCGAGAAGCUAAAAGCAGCAAAACUAGAAUUAGCCUAUGCAAAAAUUAAGCCAUAUAUAAAAUCGCAAUAA
Anneissia japonica is the source of this 2364-nucleotide messenger RNA. RefSeq lists its product as uncharacterized. Gene Ontology annotation, biological process: netrin-activated signaling pathway. Gene Ontology annotation, cellular component: membrane. Lineage: Eukaryota; Metazoa; Echinodermata; Crinoidea; Comatulida; Comatulidae. The record is from RefSeq and is a predicted model, not a curated record. Gene Ontology annotation, molecular function: netrin receptor activity. Bases 1 to 2364 code for a protein of 787 amino acids. The transcript is spliced from 8 exons.